GUCACUUUGAUGCAUUGUGAAAUCCCGGCUUUUGAGGUGUCAGGGCACAAGGCCAGACAUUUAGUAUCUUUCCAGUCUAUGAGAUCAGGACUUCUCUACCUCCAGACAGGUGGUUGCAGCCCCUUCCAGGUGAUUUUCAUUACAGUUGCACACCGCUGGCCAGCUUUUCUCGGUGUGUGCUGCAAACACCGUGGAUGAUGAGCUGCUUAUCUCAGAGACUGACUUGGGCAGAUUGGAAAAAAACGCAGAGAACUAGAUUUAACUCCAUUUCGUGCUCUCUGCCUUUUGUUCAAGGUUACUCUUAGAAUAAAAUAUUUUCUGCAGUUGCACAUACGCUUUUUAUAUUCUUGGUAAAAGAUCUAAAGGGCUAACACUCUUCCUAGCGAUGUUAGCCCUGGCUUUCCAGUUGUAUUUCUAUUCCAUGGCCUUUUAGCAGUCUUUCCUACUGUUUUCUCAUCACCUGUUCUCCACAUGCCAGAGGCACUGUGGGUUUCUGUGCUUCUCAUCCUCCCACAGAAUUUCAGGGUUGCUUUUGGACUUGAAAGCAGUGAACUUUCUGGAAGGGAUAGUGAAGGGAUUUCAAAGAGUAGAACUGUCUCCCUUGAAGAAAUUUACAAGUCUUGUACACAAAAACUCAGUUUAAGAGUUUUCUGAUGUAGUUCUUAAGCAUGAGAAUGUCUUCAUGCUAGUGACCUGAGUCACUAUAUGCAUUCAGAAAAAUAUAUUGAGCUUUGGAGGCAUUUGUAAUAGGUGUGUGCAAUAUUUUUAGCAUAUGUUCUGAGUUACCUCUCCUUGCAAAACCUCACAGUUAAUUACUUCUUGGUUCCUAAGGUUUUAAUUUACAAAUCAAAAGGAAGGCUAUGAAAAAAAUCAACAAAAAGAUUAUUAAUAGAUAAAAGAUGUCUAUGGCAGUAUGCCUUUUUAUCUCCUGAAACAAUGGCAAAUCCUUCAUAAGCAGCUUUAUCUGUGAGGGUGUGGUUUCAUGGGCAUGGAUUUAGUCCUUGCAAAUGCCAGUAGGGGCUCACUGAACAGAAAAUCAAAAAUUUCAACUUUGACUAAAAAGCAGAAACUUUGCAGCUGUUUCAGUUUCUUAGUGUCAAAGCAUAGAUGUGUUUUUGCUUAGGGGGUAAUAGCAAACCAAAUUACUGUAUGUAUCAUUCAGUUAAUAAAAAAAAAUAAAUUGUGAGUUAAGGAGCGAUUGCAAAUUUCUACCAAAAAUGAAUUGUUGUAUAGGACCUAAAAUGGAUCUAUGUAUUGUUAGAGUUAUCAUUAUGGUUCUGUGUAUUGUUAGAUCAUUGUGGCUAGAAACUGUGUUAUUUGUCUGAAUAUACAGUCAUUUCUAUAAUAAAUACUUUAAAUAAUAUGUAAUUUAAUAACCUAAAUAUUCUUAAAGCAUUUGUGUUCUGUUCAACAAAAUCUAGGGGAAGAAUAAUGAUUUUGGUUUUAGUAGGUAGAUUGACUGUGGAAUUCUCUUGUGUGAGGCUAAUGUCAUAGGUGGGUCUUUGGGCUGUGAAAAAUUCCCUGUUCAGCCAGCCUGGCCUGAGAAGCCAGCAAGUCAAUAAAUGAUACUCUGGAAAAGCCAGAUAAGAGAUGUCCUUAGGUGUGUGCUGUGCCAGAGGAAUGGCAACGUUAUCUCACAGUGCCAGGAUAAGGUACCAUUUUUCCAGCAAGCAGGAAGAAGCUGUUUUAGAAGACUUCAUCUUGAAAGCUCUGCUAAAGCAGAAGGAAGGGUUGAAGGGGAGGAGACUGCCAGUUCUGGAGCUCUCCUUGUAAUGCAGGGAAUGAGGAGAAGAAAAACCAUGGGCAGCUCCACUUGAAAUUGCUCAAAAUGUUCACUCACUAUUCAGGUGGCCGUGGCUCUUGGUGACUUCUGCUUAAUGCAGGUGUGUCCCUGUCUCCAGGCUCAGUUAAAGACAUUGCUCGUGUGGUGGUUCUUAGGCCAGAUGUAGGGAAAAUGGGUUUCUUGAGAGAAGGAUCUUUCUCAGAUUUCUCCAGUGCUUUUCACGUGCUGAGUCCUUUCAAACAAUUCUUCCACGAGGUGGCACCGUUCCCUGGGAGAGGCUGCUGCGCUGCCUGGGGUCAAAGGGCUCAGGGAUGCUUCCGGGCAGAACCAACUUCAGCAGCUUUCUGAAAAUGGCUGUGCUUUUCCACUCUUUCCGUGUCUCUUUGGAGCUUCCUGACUGCUUUCUGGGGUGGUUUUUUUUUUUAGUUUUUGUUUGGUUUGUUGUUUUUUUUUUCCUUUUAGAUUUGUGGCAUUUAGAGGAAUCUUUUUUAUGGCAUGGAAGUUAAAACCAGGUGAUGCCGAGCUAGAAUGGUGGUUUACUUAAUUUGGAGUUAAAAUUGUGUGGCUUUUGAACAUGAAAAGGAAUGACCAAUAGCUAUCAUUAUUUCUAGGAAGGAAGGGAAUUAUUUCUACAGGAUUUUCCAGAUUCACAGGAAAUGAAGAAUUGUAAUGUCAACUUCCAUAAAAUGGACGAUGAUGAUGACAUCCCCCAGCUUUCAUCCCAUACGUUGGCUGCCCUCCAGGAGUUCUAUUUGGAGCAGCAGCAGAGAGAAGGCAUGAAGACCUCCCAAGGGUUUAAUCAAUAUUCCAUUGGUUCAAUAGAAGAAGACUGGCAACUGAGCCAGUUUUGGUACAGUGAUGAAACUGCAUCGUGCCUGGCUAAGGAAGCAGUUCUGGCAGCUGGAAAAGGUGGCAGGAUAGCGUGUGUCAGUGCACCGAGUGUGUACCAGAAACUGAAAGAACAGGACAGUGAAGAUUUUUCUGUGUGUAUACUGGAGUAUGACAGAAGGUUUUCUGUGUAUGGAGAAGAAUUUAUCUUCUAUGAUUACAACCACCCUUUGGACUUACCUGAAAAUGUCCUGCCACACAGUUUUGACAUCGUAAUAGCUGAUCCACCCUAUCUAUCUGAGGAAUGUCUUCAAAAGACUGCAGAGACCAUCAAAUAUCUAACAAAAGGAAAGAUUCUGCUUUGUACAGGUGCAGUCAUGGAGGAACAGGCAGCAAAGCAUCUUGGUGUGAAGAUGUGCAAGUUUAUUCCAAAACACUCACGAAAUUUAGCCAAUGAAUUUCGAUGUUAUGUGAACUAUGCUUCUGGACUGGACUAAUUCUCCUAAGAUCAUCUACAGAUCUACAACAAGUCAAGCUUCUUUCUGUUUUUUAUCAGUUACACCACAUUUCUCAGGGCUGAAAUAUCCAGCUCUGAGUACUGUUUUCUGAGAUAUCUGGAAUUAACAGUGUGAUAGUCUCUCUCUUUUAAAUGAGUAAGCAUUUGCAGUUACUGUGUUUCAUAUUAGGUAAAUGCAGACCAAGCAAUGCAGGUGCUGGAUAAUGGGAACUUCUUUGUUAGAGUUUCAUUUAAUGGUAGCUUUUACCAUUUGAGGACACAUCAGUGAGCUCUUAGAAGUGAUUUUAGCUUAUAGCAACACAUAGGUGUUUGCCUUGCAGGCAUCAUUGCCAAAGAGUUAGAUACUUCUGUAGUAAUGGGGCCCAUACAUGUCCCUUAAAUCUUGAACCACAAUGGCUCUGAUUAAGUGUAGUGCCUGCUUUUUAAUAAUUUCAAUAUCAAACUAAAGAGGAUCUGCAGGUAUGUCAAGUUUAUAGUUACAAGAAUGGUUUUUUUCAGUUGUGUGGUUUUAUCUUUUUCUCCUGUUCUACAGACAGCAGCAGAGCAGUAGAA
Parus major (Great Tit) is the source of this 3680-nucleotide messenger RNA. It is a transcript of the gene EEF1AKMT1, whose product is annotated as EEF1A lysine methyltransferase 1. The transcript is spliced from 5 exons. Gene Ontology annotation, biological process: methylation. The coding region runs from base 2440 to 3108 and encodes 222 amino acids. The record is from RefSeq and is a predicted model, not a curated record. Lineage: Eukaryota; Metazoa; Chordata; Aves; Passeriformes; Paridae. Gene Ontology annotation, molecular function: nucleic acid binding; protein-lysine N-methyltransferase activity.